AUGGUCUCGUUUGACUCACAUCCUCCUACAGGGGCGCAGUCUCUCCCCCCGCCCGAACUUCCUCGACUCAUCGCCGAACAACAUGUCCCUAUCGCCGCGACCGACAAAGACACAAAGAGACUGAUUGUGGUAUUGUCGAAUGCCUCCCUCGAAACGUACCGAGCUGCACACACCGGAAAAGCCGGAGGGAAAGAGGAGAAGUAUUCGCUCUUGAACAGUGACGAGCAUAUUGGUGUCAUGCGGAAGAUGGGUCGAGAUAUAAGUGAUGCCAGACCCGACAUCACUCACCAGUGCCUUCUUACUCUCCUCGACUCUCCCAUCAACAAGGCCGGUAAACUGCAGAUCUACAUUCACACAGCAAAGGGCGUUUUGAUCGAAGUCAGCCCCACCGUCCGGAUUCCAAGAACGUUCAAGCGAUUUGCCGGUCUCAUGGUCCAACUGCUGCAUAGACUGUCUAUUCGAUCGGUAAAUUCGCAGGAGAAACUGCUCAAGGUCAUCAAGAACCCCAUUACAGACCAUCUGCCACCAAACUGCCGGAAAGUCACUUUGAGUUUCGACGCUGAAGUCGUCCGAGUCCGCGACUACGUCGAUACCCUGGGUCCCAACGAGAGCAUAUGCGUCUUUGUCGGUGCCAUGGCCAAGGGCAAGGAUGACUUUGCCGAUGCGUUCAAGGACGAAUCGAUCAGUAUCAGCAACUACAGCCUCAGCGCAAGUAUUGCUUGCAGCAAGUUCUGCCACGCCUGCGAAGAUGCUUGGAAAAUCAUCUAA
Molecule: messenger RNA, 768 nt
Organism: Cladophialophora psammophila CBS 110553
Lineage: Eukaryota; Fungi; Ascomycota; Eurotiomycetes; Chaetothyriales; Herpotrichiellaceae
Exons: 2
Coding region: 1-768 (255 amino acids)
Biological process (GO): rRNA base methylation
Cellular component (GO): nucleolus; small-subunit processome
Molecular function (GO): rRNA (pseudouridine) methyltransferase activity; rRNA binding
Source: RefSeq, a predicted model, not a curated record